Messenger RNA from Herpailurus yagouaroundi (jaguarundi), 5831 nucleotides. RefSeq names its product spectrin repeat containing nuclear envelope family member 3 (gene SYNE3). Gene Ontology annotation, biological process: nuclear migration. Gene Ontology annotation, cellular component: meiotic nuclear membrane microtubule tethering complex; nuclear outer membrane; cytoplasm. Bases 753 to 3680 code for a protein of 975 amino acids. The transcript is spliced from 18 exons. Lineage: Eukaryota; Metazoa; Chordata; Mammalia; Carnivora; Felidae. The record is from RefSeq and is a predicted model, not a curated record. Gene Ontology annotation, molecular function: actin filament binding.
CGCUCUUUCUAGAAAGUUCGCAAGACGCCUAAGGAAAAAUAAGGACACAAAAACUCCCAACUGCGUGUUCCCACCAUCCGCACGCAAAUCGUCCGUAAUCAAGUGGCCUCCGAGAACACUGUGCCCGGAAAAGAGAGGCCUGAGGUCACGUGGGAUGUGACUCGGGCCACUUCAGCCCACACCCCUUGUCACGUGGACACAUCGUGGCAAGACCGCCCAACCUUCCCCUGUGAGGGUAGUCUUUUGUGGUUUUGUUUGCUUUUACUGGUUGUGGAGAGUCGUGUCUGCUAAAGAUACAAUUUUGCCUAAUUUGGGGGUGUCAUAUCGUAAGGAUGCUCCCUUAUUAAAUUCAUUUUAGGCAUACUUUUCAGUGGCUGCGUGAUAUCCUGAAACGCGCGUCGUGCUUUCCUUAACCAACCCCCCAUUGUUGGGCAUUUGGGCUGUUUCUAGCUUUGUCCUGUUUGCCAUUUUUAACUAAUGCUGUGAUCAUCAGCAUUACACUUUAUACCGAUGCUGGGCCAUUUCACCAUGGUGCGAGGCGUUGCGGGAGCUGGAAGAUAAGCCACGUACAAUCCCUUCCCGUAAGGUGCAGAUAUAAAUAACUUUAAUCCAAAGUAGGUGAUAGUUGCUGUAAGCAGACAACUGGAACCGGAAUGUAGGAAAAGUCUUGCCUGGGCUGCACGGGAUUCUAGGAAAGUUACCCGCGAAAAUCUGAGCCUCCGCGUCCGCAGCUACGAGCCUCUGCAGGUGCCAUGACUCAACCGCCCCAGGAGGGCUUCGACAGGAGCGUGGAGGAGGCCCGGCAGUGGAUGAAGGCUGUGCAGGAGCGGCUGCAGGUCAACGACAACACCCAGGGGCCCCGGGCGGCCCUGGAGGCCAGGCUGCGGGAGACCGAGAAAAUAUGCCAGCUGGAGCCGGAGGGGCGCGUGAAGGUGGACGUCGUGCUGCGGGCGGCGGAGGGCCUCCUGGCGUGUUGCCGUGACGGCCAGAAGCCUGAGAUCCUGGCCCAGCUGAAGGACGUCAAAGCCCAGUGGGAGGAGACGGUCACCUACAUGACCCACUGUCACAGCCGCAUCGAGUGGGUGUGGCUGCACUGGAGCGAGUACCUGCUGGCUCGAGAUGAGUUCUACCGUUGGUUCCAGAAGAUGAUGGUGGUCCUGGAGCUGCCCGUGGAGCUGCAGCUGGGCCUGAAGGAGAAGCAGUGGCAGCUGAGCCACGCCCAGGUCCUGCUGCACAACGUGGGCAACCAGGCCGUGCUCCUCGACCGGCUGCUGGAGGAGGCGGCCUCCCUGUUCAACAGGAUCGGGGACCCCAGUGUGGACGAAGAUGCCCAGAAGAGGAUGAAGGCCGAGUACGCCGCGGUGAAGGCCAAAGCCCAGGACAGAGUGGGCCUGCUGGAGCAGGUGACCCGGGAGCACGAGCAUUUCCAGGCAGGCGUGGACGAGUUCCAGCUGUGGCUGAAGGCGGUGGUGGAGAAGGUGAGCAGCUGCCUGGGGCGGAACUGCAAACUGACCACCGAGGGCCGUCUCUGCGCGCUGCAGGACAUCGCUGGCGAUUUUCCCCGGGGUAAGGAGUCUUUGAGGAGGCUGGAGGAGCAGGCUGUGGGCGUCAUCCAGAACACCUCUCCUCUGGGCGCGGAGAAGAUCACCGAGGAGCUGGAGGAGAUGCAGAAAGUUCUGGACAAGCUGCGAGCCCUCUGGGAGGAGGAGGAGGAGCGGCUGCAGGGCCUGCUCAAGUCCAUGGGAGCCUGUGAGCAGCAGAGGCGGCAGCUAGAGGCCGAGCUGGGAGAGUUCAGGAAGGACCUUCAGAGGCUGGCCGAGGAGGGUCUGCAGCCCGCGGCGAAGGCGGGGACCGAGGACGAGCUGGUGGCCCGCUGGAGACUCUACUCGGCGACGCGGGCGGCUCUGGCCGCGGAGGAGCCCCGGGUGACCCGGCUGCAGGCCCAGCUGAAGGAGCUCAUCGUCUACCCCCAUGACCUGCAGCCGCUCUCCGACAGCGUGGUCGCUGCUCUCCAGGAGUACCAGAGCAUGAAGGGGCAGAGCGCCAGGCUGCGCAAUGCCACGGGGGCGGAGCUGUGGCAGCGUUUCCAGAGGCCUCUACAGGACCUGCAGCUGUGGACGGCCCUGGCCCAGAGCCUCCUGGACAUCACCGCCAGCCUGCCGGACCUGCCCUCCAUUCACACCUUCCUGCCCCAGGUCGAGGCGGCCCUGGCAGAAAGCUCGCGCUUGAAGGAGCAGCUGAUGAUGCUACAGCUGAAGAAAGACCUGCUGAGGAGCAUCUUCGGCCAGGACAAAGCCACGGCCCUCCUGGAGCAGGUGGCGAGCUCCGUGCGGGACAGAGACUUGCUGCACAACGGCCUCCUGCAGAGGAAAAGCAAGCUGCAGAGCCUGCUGGCUCAGCACCAAGAUUUUGGGGCUGCUUUCGAGCCCCUACAGAAGAAGCUGUCAGACCUCCAAGGCAGGGUCCGAGCUGAGAACGGGCUUCAGCAGGACCUUCCUAGGAAACAGACCCAGCUCUCCAGGUUGCAGGGGCUGCAGGAAGAGGGGCUGGACCUUGGGGCACAGAUGGAGGCCGUGAGGCCUCUCGUCCAGGGGAACCCCACCCACCAGCACAAAAUGGAGCAGCUUUCUGCCGACUACCAGGCCCUGCAGAGGUCUCUGGAGGACCUCAUGGACAGGUGUCAGCAGAGCGUGCGCGAACAUUGCACCUUCAGCCACCAGCUGCUGGAGCUGAGACAGUGGAUCGCCGUGGUCACCCAGAAGCUGGAGUCACACCAGGAGGAGGCGGGCCCGUGGGACGCCCAGUCCCGGGAGGUCGAAGUCGAGAGGCUGUUGGCUGAAUUCCUGGAGAAGGAGGCCCAGCUGCCCCUGGUCGAAGCCUACGGCCGGCUGGUGAUGAAGAAGUCUUCUCCGGAAGGGGCUGCUCUGGUCCAGGAGGAGCUGGAGGAAUUGGUGGAGUCGUGGCAGGCUCUGAAGCCGCUGGAGGAAAGCCUGCUGCGCCUCAUCAGAAACCAGCAGCUGCAGAGGACGGAAGUGGACUCGGGGAAGAAAACGAUUUUCACCAACGACAUCCCGAAGACUGGGUUUCUCAUCGAUCCCGCGGAGCCUCUUUCCGGGCGUCACCGCCGGGCAAAUCUGCUCCGGGAAGAAGGCAGCCGGGAAGGUUACUCCCAGCUCCUGAGGGACUUUGAGCAGUGGUUGGAGGUGGAAAACGCCAAGCUGGUUAGCAUCAUCGCGAUGAGAAUGGCCGCAGCCACGGAUCUGAGGGCCAGGGAAACGAAGCUACAGGAGCUGCAGGCUCGGGUGCCAGAAGGUCAGCGUCUCUUCGAGAACCUCCUUCAUGUCGGGCCCGCGAGGGGGUCCUCGGACGAGCUCGAGGAGCUGCGUUACCGGUGGAUGCUGUACAAGUCCAAGCUCAAGGACUCCGGCCACCUGCUGACACAGAGUUCUCCAGGGGAGCCGACUGGAUUCCAAAAGGCUCCGCGGUGGCGAGGACUCGGGCCCCUCUUCCGGAAGGUGUGCUGUGUGGCUCUCCCCUUGCAGCUGCUGUUCCUGCUGUUCCUGCUGUUCCUGCUGUUCCUGCUUCCGGUCGGAGAAGAGAACCGCAGCUGCACGCUGGCCAACAACUUCGCCCGCUCCUUCAAGUUCAUGCUGCGCUACGAUGGCCCCCCGCCCACCUAACCCGCCGGGCCACGCAGGUGACUCUCUCCUCCAGCCCUCCAUCCGCCCCAGGGCUCCUUCCGAGGGCGCCCAGGAAACUGGAAACAGAGGCAGGCUGCGACCGGCACAGCUGCCUCGGUGUAAAUACUGCAUUGAUGCCCCCCAAACAAAACCACUUUUUAUAUGGUGUCGUCUUAGCCUAGUUAUCCUAAAGGUGCCCUACGUGCGGCUAGGGAGUGAUGCAUAGAAUGUUUAUAUCCUCUGUGUGUAGAUAUGCUCAGUCCGCAUGGUUUCACGUAUGGCGUCUAUUUGUGGGUGGGAAGGUUCCUAGCAGCUUGCGGGCCCUGCGGGAUUUUGUGGCAUUUUUGCCUGGGUCUGCGCCCCCCCCCCCCCCCCCCCCGCCCUGGGGAGCGACAACAGGAACGUGUCACUUUUCUGGCAACUGCUUAGCGGGAAGCCAUGUCCCAACCCCAGAUGCUAGUGGAGAGGCCCCUGAGCUGUCAACACGGAGGAGCAACACCAGCCCUCACUCAGCUCAGUGGCUCUCGCUCUAGACACAGUGAGAACAAAAUGACAGCGGGUUAGAUGCCGUGGGUCAGAAGCGUAAGGGUGAUGCUUGAAGACAGGGCCGGUGACAGCAGCGAAAAGUGACGAGUGAUAGCGUGCUAUCCCUGAAGGAAAAGAAAGAUGACAAGCAGGACCCAGGACUAUACCAGCUCACAGAAUUUUGGGCACCCUGUGCAGGGGCGGGGGGGGGGGGGGGCGCCCCCCCCCCCCCCCCGCCCUGCCCCACCACCUCUUGGCCUCUGAUGGCCCAGAGCAAUGCAGAAGGCCGUGGCUGUGACCCUGAUCUGCAGGUCCGGUUAGAGCAUGCUCACUGUGUUCUGGGAAAGGAGAAGGGAAGGAGGGAAACUGCCUUGCCAAGGUCUUCAUUCAGAAUGGGGAGCACGCUGUGCCGGGGCAAUGUGUCCUUCCGUCCCUCUUGGGCUGUUUUCCACUGUCUACGACUCGAGCUGAAGGGUCCGGGGCGGGGGGGGGGGAGCAUGUGGCCCUCCAGGAAGCAGGGAUCGAGGGUCCCAGACAGAGAUGAGAGAUGGGCGUUGGAGCUCAGCCUGUCUAGGGGUCUCUGCCUCUUCCUCCCUGGAGAACGGACUUCGGAGGGAGGUGGGUCUUCUGGGCUGAGACUGUCCCACACGUGUCCUCACGAGGGGAGCCGAACGAGGCUGCCCCCAGGAGAGGGGGGCCCCCCCCCGCAGACCGGAUGCGGGGCCCUGAGGCCAGAAACGUGUCCUUUCCUCCUGUGCGCAUUAUAACUGGAUCGCAGUUUCCUUAAAUCAACAAAAACACUAAGUUUCCUUUUGGAAAACGCCUAGUGGCCCCUCUUUACAAACUGAUUUUGUCCGCUCACCUACAAGCAGUAGACCGAGAGGGGAUCCUGAAGCGUCCAGCCUCCGAAAGGCCCUGCAAAGAAGGAAACGGAGGACCCAGGAGGGUCCUGACUGCCGGCGCCAAGCCCCGCCCCCCAGCGCUCCGGCAAACACGGCCCCUCCCUCUGCAGAACCCAGGCCCCCACCCCCCCCCCCCCCCCGGACUGGGCCAAGCUGGACAUUCCCGGGGCAGGAAAAACGCAGCUGCGGAGAAGUUCGCACUCAGAAGGCACACUUUUCUCCAGAUACUAGGAGGCGGAGCCACUAGACGGGUCCCCGCGGGCGACCACUGUCCUGGAAAAUCAGGGCUGGAGGACCCAGGCGUUGGGUCACGUGGCCGAGCCCAGGUGCUCCCCGGGGCCGUGCGGGUCCGGCCUGGAAGGUCAGACUGUGGCCGGGCCUUCGAGCAUCUCUGACUCUCCCACUUCGCGGGCGAGGAGGCCGAGGCCCCGAGAGGGGAGGAACUUGCCCAAGACCACACAGCGAGAGGCGGGCGCCCCGAAGCCCCGGCUCACCGUAGGGUGACCUGUCGCGUCGGUAGCCGUGCUGCGUGUAGCCCACGUCCCCGGGCAGAAAAACUGUAAUACGCAGGCUGGGGGGGGUGGGGGGGUGGGAACGUCUGUACGUAUUUUUUAACUUUUGAUAACGAGGCCCUAGAGCCUGCUUGUUUGCGUCACUUUUUUAAAAAAGAGGAUGGGUAUUUUCAUUACUUUCAUAUAAAUACAGUUGUGAAAUAGCCCACGGA